This is a messenger RNA of Glycine soja, 2294 nucleotides long. Its product is annotated as receptor-like protein EIX2. Gene Ontology annotation, molecular function: protein binding. Lineage: Eukaryota; Viridiplantae; Streptophyta; Magnoliopsida; Fabales; Fabaceae. The coding region runs from base 1476 to 2159 and encodes 227 amino acids. The record is from RefSeq and is a predicted model, not a curated record. The transcript is spliced from 3 exons.
AUAAGGACAGAGAUCACAUGUGAGAGGGAGAGACCUUGUUGCUACAAUAAUAUCAACUAUUUAAACCUUGUUGCUGGGUUUCGAACAGAUAGCAGAUCAUAAUUCGUGGUGUUUGUUCUUCUUCUCUUAUCAAAGUACAUAACAUAGCGGAAAUUUCACACCAGAGAAAUUAAUUGCAAUGGGAAGUUAUUUUCUGAAAAUCAUGUUUGCAGUGUUACUGCGCUUGCUUUUCGCAUACCAUAGUAUCCAUUCUUGGAUUCAACUCACCAUCACAGAGCUCACAUGUGAAAUGCAUUGAGAGGGAGAGACAAGCACUCCUCAACUUCAAAAAAAAGUCUAAGAUAUCUCAAUCUAUCAGUGUUGGGUUUGGUGGGAGGAUUCCUCAUCAACCGGGAAAUCUCUCAAAGUUGGAGUAUCUUGAUCUGAAAAUCAAUAGUCUUGAUGGAGCAAUCCCUUCUCAACUAGGGAAGCUUACAAGUUUACGAUAUCUAGAUCUAAGUCACAAUUAUCGUAUCCAUGGAGAAAUUCCUUAUCAACUUGGAUAUCUGUCACAGUUGAGGUAUCCUGCUCUUCAAAAAAUUUCACUUUCUGGAGUAAUCCCUUUUCAGGUUGGAAAUCUUCCUAUCUUGCAUACUCUUAGACUUGAUGGCAAUUUUGAUCUUAAAAUUAACAGUGCAAAGUGGCUAUCUUCUCUCUCAUCAUUAACAACUCUUGUCCUGGAAUCAUUGUCUACAAAUAAUUAAUUAGCUUAUUCCAAACUUAAGAGAGUUGAGACUAGUUAACUGUAGUCUUUCAGAUGAUAAUAUUUCAUCUUUGUUUCAAUCUCAUUCAAAAUUUUCAGUUUCUCAUUCCAUCCUUGAUCUCUCAGAUAAGUUGGAUGAAUAUGUCUUACAACAGUCUCAAAGAUUUGAAGGCAUUCUUGUGUGGAAAUAAAUACAACUACAAGCAUGCGCACUUUGGAUUUGUCAAAUAAUGGGACAGCUGCCAACCUGCUGGGAACAUCUAAGUUCACUUAAAUUUCUUGAUCUAACAAAAAAUAAAUUGUCAGAGAAGAUUCCGCAGUCCAUGUGUACUCUUGUUGAACUCGAAGCUUUGGUCCAGCGAAACAACAAUUUAAGUGGAGAAUUACCACUCACGUUGAAGAACUGCUCUAGUUUAGUUAUAUUAGAUGUGGGUGAAAAUUUGUUGUCUGGUCCAGUACCCUCAUGGAUUGGAGAAAGUCUGCAACAAUUGAAAAUCUUGAGCUUGCGAGUUAAUAACUUCUUUGGAAGUAUUCCUUUACAUCUCUGCUAUUUGAGCCAAAUUCAUCUCUUGGAUCUCUCAAGGAAUCACUUGUCAGGAGGAAUUCCAACAUGUCUGAGCAAUUUUACUGCAAUGACGGACAGGAGUGUAAUCCCAAGGGAACUUAUAAGGAUACGGAAAAUUUCACCUCUAGUGACUUACUAUAAUAUUUAUGACACUAAUGUGUUUUUGACAUGGAAAGGUCAGGAACAUAUGUUUUUGAAUCCGAGUAUCUUCUAAAGAGCAUUGAUCUCUCAAGCAAUGAUUUAACAGGUGAAGUACCAAAAGAGAUUGGAUAUUUACUUGGAUUGGUUUCUUUGAAUUUAUCAAGAAACUAUUUCCGUGGAGAAAUUCCUUCUGACAUUGGGAAUUUGAGUUCUCUAGAAUUUCUUGAUUUAUCAAGAAAUCAUUUUUCUGGAAAAAUUCCUUCUACUCUCUCUAAAAUUGAUCGCCUAGCCAUGUUAGACUUAUCUAACAACUCACUGAUUGGAAGAAUCCCUUGGGGAAGACAGUUGCAAACCUUUGAUGCCUCUAGUUUUGAAGGAAAUCUUGGUCUUUGUGGUGAACAACUCAACAAAAGUUGCCCUGGAGAUGAAACAACAGUAAAGCCUCAAGAACCAGCAAUUCAUGGCGAAGAUGACAAUUCAGUUUUCUAUGAAGCAUUAUACAUGAGCUUGGGGUUGGGAUUCUUCGCAGGGUUUUGGAGCUUAUUAGGGCCAAUGCUACUUUGGCAAGCAUGGAGGAAUGCUUACUUGAGGUUCUUGAACAGAUUGACCGACAAUAUAUUGUUUAUGGGGGAUAUUAGAUUCAAGAUCUGGAUGAAAGCACCAUGGAUUGCUGGAUGCGUAAAAUUUGUGGCAUUGAACUUUACAAUGUAAAAUCUGACAAAGCAUAUAUUGAAGUAAUCUGCAAAAUCACUGUAUUGUUUCGAUACACUUAUAAAUUUAUUUUGUUUUCGGUUUAAGCCAAGACUAUUAAUAUCUAAAAGAGUGAAGGUCAUUCAUUCCACAUCA